Messenger RNA from Thalassophryne amazonica, 1701 nucleotides. RefSeq names its product leptin-like. Bases 522 to 887 code for a protein of 121 amino acids. NCBI's taxonomy places the organism in Eukaryota, Metazoa, Chordata, Actinopteri, Batrachoidiformes, Batrachoididae. The record is from RefSeq and is a predicted model, not a curated record. The transcript has a single exon.
GUCAUUAUGAGGUAUUAUGUGUAGAAUUUUGAGAAAAAAAAAAAAUUAUUUCAUCCAUUUUAGAAUAAGGCUGUGACAUAAAGUGUGGAAAAAGUGACACAAUGAGAAUACUGUCCAGAUAUACUGUAUUGUUGAAGAAAUUAUGAAUAGUGUAUCUUAUAUCAAAGUGCCAAUAAUUCUGACCAAGGCCGUAAAGGAAAAUAGAAAGGAAAAAAAAAACAUUGUAUAUUCUGGCCAUGCUAAAUAUUGCAUUUCUUUUAGAAAUACCAGCAACACACUGAAUGCUAUCCACCCUGGGACAUUUGACAAAUAUGGACUUCAUCAUGGCUCUUCUGGUCUCAGUGGUACAGACGCUCAGUGUCAACAAAGCAGCUCCUUUGUCAGGAGAGGCUGUGGUUUUCAGAGCAAACGUUAGAAGGAACGCAGAACAGCUGGUUGUGAAGAUAAACCGAGACAUUCAGGUAAAACUGGUGGUAAUACAGUUUGUACACAAUGUGAACCAAUAAGUAUCUGAUUGAUUCAUGUUCUCUUGUUCCCUGCAGUUCCCUGCUGACCUGACCAUUGGUCCAAUGGAUGAUAAUCUGGACGGCCUUUACUCCAUAAUGAUGGUCCUGCAGACUUACGAGAGCCUGCUCUCUGAUAAUAUUGAUAAAGUCUCACAGGUGAAAACUGAGAUCUCGUCGUUGACCCGCUACAUUGACCACUGGAGGGUGCAGCCGGGGCUGUGCAGAGGUGAGCAGCCGUCCAAGGCCAACUUGCCGGGCCACCUUGAAAUCCUACAGAGUCAGAAGGAGUUCACCAUCACUGUGAGCAUGGAGGCUCUUAAGGGAGUCAAAGAAUACCUCAACAACCUACUGAACAAUCUGGAUCGUCUCCAGAUUUGCUGAUGGACUGGCACCAGAAACCGUGUUUUUAAGGCGUUAGCCUGAAUUUGGGGCAAGAUUUGUCAAAUUUGCAUCAGUGGUGCCUCAGGGUAGCACAGCAGUGGUGUUAAAAUUACGUACAGACACACUCAGAAAAUUAGUAUUUUGUAAUAUUGUCAAAAGAAUGUUUGUGUAUUUUGGACAUAUUGAGAUUACUCAGUGGAUUAUAACAUGGUACUACAACACCAGGGUUGUGGCUAUAGGAAAAGACUCGACAGAAGCUCUAUUUUGGCAAAUAACAAUGGGGGUGGGGGGGGGUGUGUCUCCAUAAUUCCGUCAUGGUGCUGAAUCAGCUGUUUAAGUUUGAACCCCCCCCCAUGAUAAGCAAGGACAUCACGCCCAGGAAUUCCUACAACAGUUCAGUUUUUGUACAGUAACAACUAUUGCAAUAUGGCAACUAUUUAUAUCUACAUAUAUUGUAUAUUUUUGCACAGUGGAGUGUAUUUUUUGGUAACCUUUACAUAACAAUGUAUCAGUCUAUUUAACUGAAAUAAAAUAUUUUUUGGAAUAUAUCAGUUUGCUCAUGUUGUGCAAUGACUGCAAGACAAGCAAAUCAAAGUCAACAGGAAGCGAGUAUAUACGUGCUAGAACACAGACCAGGUUGAUAUUCCAUCUGUCGGUGGCUGUUUCUGAACAUUUCUACAGUCAGGGUUUACACAUGGGAAGUUUGUCACCGGUUUAUGAUUAACUCCUGUUACAAAACUAUCACAGAAAGAACUCGUGUAAUUACACCUGUCGUGUAGCAGUGACAGUAAAUUUUGUUCAUCCCACAACAAAU